Oikopleura dioica is the source of this 4224-nucleotide messenger RNA. NCBI's taxonomy places the organism in Eukaryota, Metazoa, Chordata, Appendicularia, Copelata, Oikopleuridae. The record is from the annotation of a GenBank genome assembly.
AUGUACUGGCCCUUGGGAUGGCCCAAGGAGCUCUUUGUCGGCCACCAGGAUGAGAACAAGUCAAAGCCUAGGGUGGCAAUAAUGACCGCUGAAGAAAUGAAAUGCAUCGUUCCGAACCGAUAUCACAUGCUUUUUGCUCUACUCGGCUCAUCCUCCGUCUCCAUUUGGCACUCAAAGCCCUGUGUGGAAAUUCUCUGCUACAAAAGACCAGCUGAACAGGUUCAGCGACAAGGAGAAUUCGUCCGCGCAGAAUGGAGGGCUGAUUCUUCAAUGCUCGCCUGCAACACGACGAAAGGCUUUCUCCUGUUGUAUCUGCUCGAGCAAGAUAUCAAGGGCGAAACUGGACUGACGCUUUAUGAGCAUCGCGGGCCAAGACCGACGAAUGAUUCGCAAGAAUCAGUGCCAGCGCUGCGAUUGAGCUUGAAACAUGUCGUACCAAUGCCGGAAGGAAUGCUCUCCUUGUGCUGCGUGCGAGAUGAACUUUUGGUGACUUCGAAGGAUGGAUUGCUUCAUUUCUUUUCCUGGGAGAACUCUGAAACGGAACGAAUCUUAUCAAUAAUGGACAUUCCUUUUGCAAUGGAUCUUCAACAGAGCCGUGGCAGCUCACUGGACGAAGUAAGAAGCAUAAAAGAAGCCCUCUUCUCCCCAUAUUUAGACGGCUUCGUCGUGCUGUUAUCAGACGGCAGAGCUGCUUUGGUGGCUCCAAGCAUGCACGGAGAAAAAUUUAACUAUUCUCAAAACUAUCAGGGUAUUUGGGCUCCCGGACUCUCGAAUUCCACCACAGCUGCGAUCAACAACAAAUACAGACUUCUUGCUUUCGGUACUGCUGAUGGCGAUUGCUCCGUUUUUGGAGUCGAUGAUGUUACUGGAGCGCUCGUUCUGUCACAUAAAAUGAUUUUGGAGAAGAAAUUCUACCCGGGAGUCAAAGUUGGGCCGGUGAAUAAUCUAGUCUGGACGCCAGACGGGUGUGCUUUGGCAGUCACCUGGGAAACGGGAGGACUAGCGGUGUUCUCUGUUUUUGGCUCGUGUCUUAUGUGUACGCUUGGUGGAGACUUUGGAGUCACAGCGGAAGGGUUGAGACGAGAAGCGUCGAUUUUUACCUCGCUAUGCUGGGGAACGGAAGGUUAUCAAUUGUGGAUGAUCAUGCGAAACAAAAAAGAAAGCGAAAAAGGUUUAUACCAGCUCAGCUUCAUCAAGUCCGCUCUCACCUCGAACCCGAACUCAAGCAACCAUUCGCACGUGAUUCUUCAAGCUGAGGACCGAAUUUUCUUCACGCCGCAUUCGGAAGAGCGUCGGGGCACAAGAAACCAGAUCAACUCUGUUGGCUCGAAGCAGUGGACAGUGAUUCAAAUGCCUUGUAACUAUUUGUCAGGAAACUGGCCGAUUCGUUUUUCUGCUGUAGAUUCAAAAGGUGCUUAUGUCGCGAUUGCCGGAAACUUUGGAUUCGCUCAUUACUCAGUUGCCACAAAAAAGUGGAAACUCUUCGGCAACAUCAUGCAUGAGAGAGACAUGGUUGUUACCGGAGGACUCACUUGGUGGGAAGAUUUCAUUUGCGUAGCCUGCUACAAUUUACAAGAGUCGAGAGACGAGAUGAGAAUCUACCCAAGAAGCACGAACUUGGACAACUCUUUCGCGCAUUUCAGACGGCUUCGUUCGCAGAUUCUUCUUGUGAACACUUACCAGGACAAUCUCAUCCUUUUCUGCGCCGAUUACAAAAUCGAGCUGUUCAAAAUUGAAGCGGAAAAGAAGGAUGGAACUCCGACGGCAAAACUGACACCUCUCCAGGACAUUUAUCUUGCUAGAUACGUCGCCUAUCCCUCCCUCGUCGUAUCCAUCACAAUGACUACUCUGCACAUGGAUUGGUCUGGCCGCCGCCAAGCAAGUCACAAAGAAUCCGAAACGUUGAUCAUCAAUGUUGCUGGUCGCCUCCUAAUUCUCCAUCGAACUCCAGAGGAAGAAUUCUCAGUUCCACCAGUGGUCCUUGCGUCAAGUGUAGAGACACUUUGGGCACCUCCAAGCCCGAGAGAUAGAAGAAAACUACAUCUCCUUGAUACAUUGUGGCUCAAUUGUGGAGCCGCGGGAAUGCGAGUCUGGCUGCCGCUUUUCCCCAGAAAUAAUGAGAAAUUGUUGUCUAGGAGAAUUAUGCUUCCAUUUCUAUCCGAUAUUUAUCCACUUGCUGUGCUUUUCGAAGAAGCAAUCGUCCUCGGCGCUGCAAAUGACACGAUGCAAUAUCCGGGCGGACAAGAAACUGCUGGCUUCCCCUUUAGCACGCUCAAACGAACAUGCGACAUUUACCUUCAUCAAAUUCUGCGUCAACUGCUACGCAGGAACUUGGGUCAACAUGCGCUGGCGCUCGCCCAAACCUGUACCUCGCUUCCUUAUUUUCCUCACGUGCUAGAACUGAUGCUGCACGAAGUUCUAGAAGAAGAGGCCACUGCCUCUGAGCCCAUACCAGAUCCACUUCUUCCUACUAUUGUAAAGUUCAUCACAGAAUUCCCGCAAUACCUACAGACAAUCGUUCAUUGUGCAAGAAAAACUGAAAUUGCUCUCUGGCAAUAUCUCUUCCAGUCGGUUGGAAAGCCACGAGAUUUAUUUGAAGAGUGCCUUGAAAAUGGAAAGCUCGAAACUGCCGCCACUUACCUAAUUAUUUUACAAAACUUAGAAAAAUUAUCGGUUGCGCGAGAAGACGCAACGAAACUUUUAAAUCUAGCAUUGCAAAAAUGUAGAUGGAAGCUAGCUGCUGAUCUUACACGAUUUUUAAAAGCGAUUGGCGAUGGAGAUCAGUGUAGUCCAAGUUUCCGUCAUCCGACGCUUCUGAAUGCAAAUAUCUACCCCGUCGUUCCGAAUGUCAAGCCAGCCGCUACCAAAGCCGUCAACGGCGUCAACUAUGCAAGAGACAAAUACGGCCGCGAAAAAGAUGAAAAUCAAGCGAGGAUCUCAGAUAACAUACUCCCACGAGUUCCCAGUGAGGCGAAACUAACGCCAAAACAUAAUGUCGGAAUGGGGAGGACAAUUUCGUCGCCUGUUAAUCUUCUUACGCCUGAAAAACCGUCUGGAAAGAAUGGAGAAGACGCAGAAGAAGAAAAGGCUUUCUUCCCGGAUGAAAAGUCUGGCUCAGGUCCCUGCUCGGGUAGAUCUCCUGACUCGAGGCCCAGCUCACCUGAUAAUGCUGAAAUUCCAGCGGAGCAUUAUUAUAUCGAAACAAUCUUAACCCGGCAGGCGAGAAAAAUGCUUGAAGACAUGAGGCUGCGUGAUUUGGGCCAAUUUGCGGCGCACAUGCAAUUUCAACUGGUUCCAUUUCUAAAGCGCGAGCAAGGCCGAGCUGCUACCGUUCUACAUCCUGUGAAAGCGCUGAAAAAGCUACACGACGAUUUCGAGUGGCCACAUCCGACAAGUUCAUCAUCCGUAAGCAAACGGUUGAUUAAAGAAUUUCCUCGUUCGUUGUCUAUGCAAGAGCAAGGCUCCGCGGCCGUUGACCCCAUUGAUCAAUUGAAUAGGCGCUUUGAGAUGCUCUCCACACAACAGGAGUCGUUCCAAUCUCAACAGCGAAAGAUUCAAUUCGAGGAGCUCUCAAUCGCCUCUCUCCAGGAAGCGCAUUUGAUGCCUCUUGGUAAUCCCGAACUUCAGUCCCUCGCCGGCUUCUCAGAACUAUCUGAAGGCGAUUCAAUAGAAGAUCUCUCUAUGGACCACAAUGAGACGCAAGGCCAACUAUCUCAUUUAGUCUUAGACGCUGCUAGGGGACCUGUCAGGACUGAGAUGCAAUUGAGGUAUCUUCUGGAGCUAACACUAGAAUCGAGUUGUCACGAGUGGUCGCUGCUGAUUUCAUUAGUUCUCCGCGAUGCGGAGACAAUCCAACGUCUGAUAACGCGCUCAAAUGAUCAAGUACUCGAAACUUUAGCGGCUGUUCUCAAAGCGAUUGAGAAAUGGGCCGGCCUGGAAUCACAAGGCUACAGGGUCUUUGUCCUCUGUAUAAGACAACAGAACCCGAAUACCAUCAACAAAAUGAUGAACAGUGAUUCUUUACCGGAUCUUUACCAACCGCCCAGUCCAGAUUCGCAUGAUUUAGCAUCAGCUUCACCGACUCUAACAAGAGCUCAAGUGGGCUCCUCUCUGCGAAAGAACUCCGACCCUUUUGCCGAAACUCGCAGCCAGAUGAAACGAAGUGAAACCGCCCCGGAGCUCGACGAACAAGCGGGCUACACUGAUCAGUGUUCGAUACAGUAG